AUGAGCCUGUGGGUGGACAAGUACCGGCCUGGCUCUCUCGGCAAGCUGGACUAUCACCGCGAGCAGGCGGCGCAGCUCCGCAAUCUGGUUCAGUGUGGUGAUUUCCCUCAUCUGUUGGUGUAUGGACCAUCAGGAGCUGGAAAAAAGACAAGAAUAAUGUGUUUGUUAAGGGAAUUAUAUGGUGCAGGAGUGGAAAAACUGAGGAUCGAGCAUCAGAGUAUAACGGCACCUUCUAAAAAGAAAAUUGAAAUUAGCACCAUUGCAAGUAACUAUCACCUUGAAGUUAACCCAAGUGAUGCAGGAAACAAUGACCGUGUAGUAAUUCAGGAACUCUUGAAGACAGUAGCACAAUCCCAACAGCUUGAGACGAGUACUCAACGAGAUUUUAAAGUGGUGCUGUUAACAGAAGUGGACAAACUCACUAAAGACGCUCAGCAUGCUUUGCGAAGAACAAUGGAGAAGUACAUGGCGACCUGCAGGCUGAUCCUGUGCUGCAACUCAAUGUCAAAAAUUAUAGGACCUAUUCAAAGCAGAUGCCUGGCUGUACGAGUGCCUGCGCCCAGCAUUGAAGAUAUCUGCCAAGUCUUGUCCAGUGUGUGUAAGAAAGAAGGCCUGACUCUUCCUCAGGAGCUGGCUCAACAGAUUGCAGAGAAAUCUGGGAGGAAUCUUCGGAAAGCACUACUUAUGUGUGAAUCCUGCAGAGUACAACAGUAUCCUUUUGCUGCUGAUCAAGACAUUCCUGAGAUGGACUGGGAAGUUUAUCUGAGGGAAACUGCAAAUGCUAUUGUGGGUCAACAGACACCACAAAGGCUUCUAGAAGUCCGUGGACGGCUUUAUGAACUCCUGACACACUGCAUUCCACCUGAGAUUAUAAUGAAGGGCCUCCUGUCAGAACUUUUACAUAACUGUGAUGGCCAGCUGAAAGGAGAAGUUGCACAGAUGGCGGCCUUCUAUGAACACCGCUUGCAACUGGGCAGCAAAGCCAUUUAUCAUCUGGAAGCAUUUGUUGCAAAGUUUAUGGCAAUUUACAAGAAAUUUAUGGAGGAUGGACUGGAUGACAUGAUGUUCUAA
Messenger RNA from Indicator indicator, 1071 nucleotides. RefSeq names its product replication factor C subunit 3 (gene RFC3). Gene Ontology annotation, cellular component: nucleus; DNA replication factor C complex. Gene Ontology annotation, molecular function: DNA binding; ATP hydrolysis activity; DNA clamp loader activity. Bases 1 to 1071 code for a protein of 356 amino acids. The record is from RefSeq and is a predicted model, not a curated record. Lineage: Eukaryota; Metazoa; Chordata; Aves; Piciformes; Indicatoridae. The transcript has 9 exons. Gene Ontology annotation, biological process: DNA-templated DNA replication; DNA repair.